AGCGCCCACCAAUAAAGUUCACGGCAAUUCCCCCAAUUCUAUCAGCUUGCCAGACCAAGCAAAACGAGCGAGAGAAAAAAAAUCCGGCGCUGCUUAGCUGUGAUACUCCUCGGAGCGGAGGCGUAGCCAUGGAGCGAGCGGAUCAGGCGGCGGCGGCGGCGGCGGCCGAUGGCAACGGCGUGCGGACGGCGCCGUCGACUGCGCCGUCGGCGCGUGUGUCGAUCUUGGAGUCGGUGCGCGCGUGCGGGCUGUGGGGGAAGGAGGUGGAGAAGGCCGAGCUGCGGAGACAGGUCGUCAUGCCGCUCUACCUGCGCCGCGCUGUGGCGGCGGCCGUGAAGGCGAAGGAUGAGGCCGCCGGCGUGGCGGCGGCUUCGGCGGCGGAUGGGGAGGCUGACGGGGAUGGGGAGAAGGAGGAGGGGGCGGUGGUGGCGCCUGUGGUGGUGUUCGUGAACUCGAAGAGCGGCGGGCGGCACGGGCCCGAGUUCAAGGUGCGGCUCCACGAGCUCAUCAGCGAGGAGCAGGUCUUCGAUCUUUCUGGUGUGAAGCCUUCUGAUUUUGUUCACUAUGGUUUAAGUUGUUUGGAGAGGUUAGCUGACCAAGGUGAUAACUGUGCGAAAGCCGCUCGUGAAAAAAUGAGGAUUGUGGUUGCUGGGGGUGAUGGCACAGUUGGUUGGGUGCUUGGAUGUCUCUCAGAUCUUUAUAAGAUGAAAAGGGAACCAGUUCCACCCACAGGAAUCAUUCCACUUGGUACAGGAAAUGACCUUGCGAGAUCAUUUGGAUGGGGAGGCUCUUUUCCCUUUGGUUGGCGCUCAGCUGUAAAGCGUUAUCUCCGCAAGGCUGCCACUGCUCCCACCUGCCGCCUUGACAGUUGGCAAACUGUAAUUCAGAUGCCAGAAGGAGAAAUACAAGAGUUGCCAUAUGCACUUAAGAAAGUGGAACCUGCAGAUCGGUUGGAGAUCAGCCAGGAGAACAGAACUGAGUUACCUGAAAAGGCUUCUUGCUAUAAAGGAGUAUUCUACAACUACCUUAGCAUCGGGAUGGAUGCUCAGGUUGCAUAUGGCUUCCACCAUCUUCGUGAUGAAAAGCCAUAUCUUGCGCAGGGACCAGUUGCAAAUAAGUUUAUUUAUUCUGGAUAUAGCUGUACUCAGGGGUGGUUCUGUACACCUUGUACAUCAAGUCCUCAGCUAAGGGGGCUUAAGAACAUUUUACGGCUUUACAUUAAAAAGGUCAAUUGUUCUGAGUGGGAGCAAGUUCAAAUGCCUUCAAGUGUUAGAUCCCUAGUUGUUUUAAAUCUGUACAACUAUGGCAGUGGAAGACAUCCAUGGGGUGAUCUUAAACCUGGAUAUCUUGAAAAGAGAGGUUUUCUUGAAGCUCAUUCAGAUGAUGGUUUGCUAGAAAUAUUUGGUCUGAAAGAAGGUUGGCAUGCCUCAUUUGUUAUGGCUGAGCUUAUAAAAGCAAAGCACAUUGCCCAGGCUGCAGCUAUCAAGUUCGAAAUGAGGGGUGGCCAGUGGAAUCGAGCAUAUGUUCAAAUGGAUGGAGAGCCAUGGAAACAAUCACUUGUUCAGGACCAGUCAACCAUUCUGGAAAUAAACAAAGUUCCUUAUCAUUCUCUAAUGAUAAAUGGAGAGCAAUAAUAUUCUCUUAUGUUAACCAGGGUUGUAUUCUUAGACCGUUAGAUUGUGUACAGUUGAGGAGCAGCAAGUAUUAGAUUCUUAGACCUGGGUCGACUGCAGCGAGCAUGCAUGUUCAUGUAUUGGUCAAGUCAUGGCCGGAGCAUGAUAUGGCACCAAGUUCUUUUGAAGGAAAAAAACAAGCUUAAGUUAUUUGCAGUGUAACUUUGUGUGUCAAUGCAAAAGAAUGACCUUGUGAAACACACCAUCCAAACUGUAAAAUUUGACGGUUUGCCGUU
This is a messenger RNA of Phragmites australis (common reed), 1909 nucleotides long. Its product is annotated as diacylglycerol kinase 7-like. Gene Ontology annotation, molecular function: ATP-dependent diacylglycerol kinase activity. NCBI's taxonomy places the organism in Eukaryota, Viridiplantae, Streptophyta, Magnoliopsida, Poales, Poaceae. The record is from RefSeq and is a predicted model, not a curated record. The coding region runs from base 129 to 1634 and encodes 501 amino acids. The transcript has 13 exons.